Molecule: messenger RNA, 861 nt
Organism: Naegleria lovaniensis
Lineage: Eukaryota; Heterolobosea; Eutetramitea; Acrasida; Naegleriidae
Exons: 1
Coding region: 1-861 (286 amino acids)
Biological process (GO): monoatomic anion transmembrane transport
Cellular component (GO): mitochondrial outer membrane
Molecular function (GO): voltage-gated monoatomic anion channel activity
Source: RefSeq, a predicted model, not a curated record
AUGUACUCCUUUGGAACCUUGUACAAGCCAGUGAAGAACGUCUUGAGCACUGGUGCUUCUGAUAAAAUUUCUCUCUCUGUCAAUACCAAGGCUAAUCCAGAUUUCAGUGUUGGUAUUAGCGGAAGCAGAACUGAAAGCGGAAAGGUUGACUCUGCUCUCUCUUGGUCCCAAAAGUUGAAGUGCCACGGUGUUGCUUGCACUGUUAAUGGAUCAUUGGAUCAAGAUGCCACCGUUAAAGUCUCCGUUGCUGCUAAUGGUGUUGCUAAAGGUUUGAAUGCUGAUCUCAACACCAAGAUGAAGACUGAGGGCGCUGAAAACAACGUUACCGGUACUUUGGAUUACACUGCUGAAAAGUUCCAUUUGACUGGACAUUUUGAUUACACCACUGGAAAGGAUUUGCUCCUUGCUUCAAGCGUUACUGGUCGAGUUGUUGAUGGUUUGGUUGUUGGUGCUGAAGCACAAAUCAAGGGUUAUCCACCAGUCGAUAAAAAGGAUUUGUUGAAGAAGUACACUCUCGGUGCUAGAUAUUCCAUGAAGAAUAUUCACAUUGCUGCUCAAUUGGAGGAAUCAUUGAAGAAGAUUAGAGUUGGUUAUGCUCAACAAAUUGAUGAUAGUGUUACUGUUGCAGGUGAAUUCUUACAUGAUUUGAAGUCCACCGAUAAGCCAACAUUCACUCUCGGUACAUCAUACACAAUUGACAAGGAAUCAUCCGUCAAGGCUAACAUCAAUACCAAGGGUGUUGUUAAUGCUACCUACACUCUCGUUGUUAACCCACGUUUGACCACUGCCGUCUCCGUUGAGUCAAGCGUCUUCACUAAGUCUGUCUCCAAGGUCGGUCUCUCCAUCUCUUAUGAUGCUUAA